Molecule: messenger RNA, 747 nt
Organism: Aspergillus eucalypticola CBS 122712
Lineage: Eukaryota; Fungi; Ascomycota; Eurotiomycetes; Eurotiales; Aspergillaceae
Product: xyloglucan-specific endo-beta-1,4-glucanase A
Exons: 2
Coding region: 1-747 (248 amino acids)
Biological process (GO): polysaccharide catabolic process
Molecular function (GO): cellulase activity
Source: RefSeq, a predicted model, not a curated record
AUGAACCGGUACCUGUCUAUCCCCCUGUGCUUGGCGAGCGCUGUUCCUGCGCUAGCGGGUCUGGCGGCCCGCGACCCCAUUGCCACCAUCUGCACCCAGAACAACAUCAUCACCACCGACGACUUCAUCCUCUACAACAAUCUCUGGGGUGAGGACUACGCUACUUCUGGCUCGGAGUGUACCUACCUCGACUAUGACAGCGGCAACUCCAUCUCGUGGCAGACGUCGUGGACCUGGGCCGGCGGUGAUGACUACGUCAAGAGCUAUCCCAAUGCCGUCUUGAAUGUCGGUGCCAAGCAGCUGAGCACGAUCACUACGAUUCCUUCUACCUGGAAGUGGAGCUACACCGGCGACGACCUCGUCGCUGACGUCUCCUACGAUGCUUUCCUGGCCACCACGGAUUCCACAACGGCCACCCACGAGUAUGAAAUCAUGAUCUGGCUCGCCGCCUACGGAGGCAUCGAGCCCAUUGGAAACUCGGACGGUCCUAUCGCCAGUCCCACUAUCGGUGGCUACACCUGGGAUCUCUACGAGGGACCCAACGACUGGACAGUGUAUAGUUUCGUGGCCCGCGAGACUAUCACGGACUUCUCGGCGGAUCUUAUGGAGUUCUUUACUUAUCUAGUUGAUAAUGAGGGGGUCUCGACAAGCUUGUAUCUACAGACUUUGGGUGCGGGUACGGAACCGAAGACGGGCUCUGAUGCUUGGUUCACGGUUGCGCCGUACACGAUUAGCAUCAACACUUAG